Molecule: messenger RNA, 1098 nt
Organism: Syngnathoides biaculeatus (alligator pipefish)
Lineage: Eukaryota; Metazoa; Chordata; Actinopteri; Syngnathiformes; Syngnathidae
Gene: vma12
Product: transmembrane protein 199
Exons: 7
Coding region: 130-729 (199 amino acids)
Biological process (GO): vacuolar proton-transporting V-type ATPase complex assembly
Cellular component (GO): endomembrane system
Source: RefSeq, a predicted model, not a curated record
UAUCGGUAAACGGAAUCAGUGAGUAGUUAAGAAUGAGUAGUCGAACAGGUAUCUGCCUGAAAAAUCAAAACAUCCCGAGGAAAAAAUGUUACUGUUUUCACAACUACUCGGUCGUAGUACGGUGAAAUUAUGACUUCGGCGUUCGUGGUCGGAGAUCAGUUCAGAAAAAGGGCGUCAGAGGUGUUGGAACAGACACACUCAUCCCUGCCUGAAGAGCUGAGAACGCAACUAAGGGCUCUCCUUAAAAACAAAGGACAAAUAACCUUGUCUUUUAGUACAGCAAGACAACUCAAGAAGUACCUCCAAGAUGCAGGUCAUCCGUUUUAUUUGCAUGAAUUGUUGGAGGAUAGUUCACUCCAUCUGCCUGAGGUUGUGAAACCCCCCAGAAACCCUGAGCUUGUCGCUCGCUUGGAAAUCAUGAAAGCCAGACUGGCAAACAAGGAAUACAACAAGAUGACACGUAAUGUAAACAACCAGGAAAUGAACCGUAAUGGAACACUGGCAGAGUUUGGACAGCAAGUACGAUCAGCCAAAGCUGUAGUUGUGACUGUUUUCAACUUCCUGGUGACAGUAGUUGCUACGUUUGCCUGCUCCUACAUGGGCAGUCAGUACCUAUUCACAGAAACAACAGCGCAAGUCAUAUCAGCUGUGAUCGCAUCUUCUGUAGUGGGACUAGCUGAGCUCUACAUCCUGGUCCGGACCAUGGAGGGGGAACUUGGAGAACCCUAGCACAACAAACAAGGGAACUAUACCAAAGUCAUGGGAUUAUUAUUAUUAUUAUUAUUAUUGUUGUUGUUUUGGUUAUUUUAUCAUAAUCAUUAUUGAAGCUGACAGUGUUUUCACAUUCACAUGAACAUUCAGUAUUUCACCUUCUUUGAGGAGUUUAUGGAUUGUAUUCUUUGGGGAGUGUGAUUAACCAAAUCAACACAAUUUCUUAAGGGGAAUAAAGAUGCUGAAAGUAUUCAAGUAUUCAGACACCCUUGAGUUUUUCACUGUUAUAUUGCACACAUUUAAUAAAAAAAUACUGAAGUUUUUUCCCCUCAAUGUAUACACAGUGCCCCAUAUUGAUAAAAAAAAAAUAAAUUGUUGCAGAUUUUU